This is a messenger RNA of Drosophila ficusphila, 2629 nucleotides long. It is a transcript of the gene Syngr, whose product is annotated as synaptogyrin. Bases 445 to 1170 code for a protein of 241 amino acids. Lineage: Eukaryota; Metazoa; Arthropoda; Insecta; Diptera; Drosophilidae. The transcript is spliced from 5 exons. The record is from RefSeq and is a predicted model, not a curated record. Gene Ontology annotation, cellular component: neuromuscular junction; synaptic vesicle membrane.
AGAGUCCUGCGCGCUGACAGUCGAAAUUCCGUUGAGAGCGAAGCUGGCAAAAAGUAAAAGUGAAAAUCAGGCCCUUGAAAAUUGUUCAUCAAUUAUGCAUUGAUUAACACGAGCGAGCCACUUGGAGUUUUGUUUGUGAGCGCGGCUAACGGAAAGUGAAUUUUGAAAAGCGUGUGGUGCUAGAUAUACAUAUUCACGUUAUUUUUUCAUUCUGUGUUCGGUAAUCCAUAAUUUGCGAGAAAGCACUUGAGCGCGCCCAACAACCCACACACCCCGUACGGUAUAUAUACACACACAGUUGUGGGUGAACCGCCCCCACAUUGCCCUUGGCCCCACGGACCCAAGAAGCGUUCGAUUUUUCACAACAGUCAGUGAAAACGCUCGGGGAACCCUGAGAACCACCAGCGAAUCGAGAAGCCCGCGUUUCGGAGACCCACUAUCACCAUGGACAUGCUCAACCAGAUACUCAGCAUCAAUAAUGGUGGCGCCUAUGGGGGCGGGAAGGCUGGCGGAGCCUUCGACCCGCUCACGUUCGCCAUGAAGCCCCAAGUUGUCAUCAGGGCUCUCUGCUGGCUCUUUUCGGUCGUGGUCUUCGGCUGCAUAUCCUCGGAGGGCUGGACGGAGAAGGACGGCAAGGAGUAUUGUCUUUAUAAUGGCGACGGCAUGGCCUGCAAGUACGGCAACAUGGUGGGCGUCUUCGGGUUCCUGGCCUCCAUGGGUUUUAUGGGCGGCGAGUUCCUGUUCGAACGGAUGUCGUCGGUGAAGAGCAGAAAGCGUUACGUCAUGGCCGACAUGGGUUUCUCGGCCUUCUGGACCUUCAUGUACUUCGUGGCCUUCCUCUACUUGUGGUCCCAAUGGAGCUCGUCGCCCCCACCGCCACUGGGAAUCGGAGCUGGCAGCAUGAAGACCGCCAUUUGGUUCUGCCUCUUCUCGAUUGUCAGCUGGGCUCUCUGCGCUCUGAUGGCCUACAAGCGUUUCCUGAUCGGCGCCGGCGAUGAGUUCACCUCGGCCUUCGAAACGGACCCGGCCAACGUGGUUCACCAGCAGGCCUACGGAUACUCCAUGGAUAACGACAACGAUCAGUACAGCGCCUCUCCAUUUGGCCAACCUCAGCAGGGAGGCAUGGAGCAGCAGCAAUCCGGAAUGGAGUACCAGCAGCCCACCUACUAAGGAAUUUCCACACUUGCUCCUCCGUUGUCCGCACACACUCACUUCGAUUUUGUAGUGCAACUGGCAAAGGUUUAACACGACUAAACAGCAAACACACAAGUUGGCUUUACCAUAUACACCGAUGUCGAACAUAUAACAAGAGUAACCGAAACAAUAACAAUUAAUGCAAGGCAAGACAGCAGCUGGCAGAAAGAAACCAAUCCACGCACUGGCUUUAGCUACCGGAAGAUUCAGGGGAUAUACUAUACACCGGAAAUUGGGAAUGCGUAUGUCCGGAGUUGUAAGCUAGCCCUUUAAGUUGAGUGCGCCGUUUUUUGUAGUGGAAAUUUGUUGCAAUAUAUUAUACAGAUAUACAACUAGUUAUGUAUCCCCGUGUAUACAUGCUACCCGCGCUUUCAACGUUGUUAGUUAUUUAGUGAUUACGUGUACGUACUAACAUAAAUGUAUGAUUUCGAUUCGUGCCAGACCCUGGUCCCCCCGAUCAGCUUGUUAACGAUGGCAAUAGCUUGCAACAGAGGGAUACAUGAAGUUUUUUAGAUAAAUUUACACACGUGCAGUGCAAAUAGUUGACGCAACAUGAAGCAAUUCGGCCACCGCAAGGACAGAUAGACAGAUCGACCACUGCUCAAACCACAUAUCCAAUAUCCAUCUGGAGAGCCCCACUAAAUAGACCUGCGGCCAGGGUCGAAGCUUGGUUAGACGAUGAGCAGCAAUAGCAACCACAACAAUAAACGCCAAAACAAUAUGUAAAUUCUAAAGAGUAAGGGAUCUUUAAACCGUAGAGUCGUUGUGAGGGUAUCAGUAUUCGGGGAGAUUACUGCAGGAAUAUUACUAGUUAUGGUUCGCAAUCACGCUGAUAAUGGUAUAGGGCUUGUUCAAGGCUUGUUGUUGCCCCUCCCUACCAAAGAUUUGUAUAGUAACUAUAAAUACCCAAACCAAUGGAAAUAUACUUAUGUGUACAAUACCCAUUAUGCAUUGUAAAGGGGCCUUCUCACCCAAAGCUAAAGAGAAAAAUGGGUGCGGCAGCUCCUUCGAUAUACUCAAAUAUCAAUGAAUGUAAACAUAUUGAUUACAUAAACGUUCACUUAGUGCAGCAACUUGCGAUAACCUACAAAUGUAUUUGUUAAAUUAAAUACUAUAUACAUAUACAUAUAUUAUAUAUAUUUACGAAUUGUGUGUAAUGCGAAGCGCCCUGUUAAAUGCAACAAGGAGAUAGGGAUCUCAGAAAAUAUACAAAUAUAAAUUAAUCAUGUAGAAUUCGUGUGCGUUAAAAUGGUAGAAAAAUAAAAAAACAACAAAUUUACUCAUUUCAAAAUCUAAUAAGAUCAAGCAAAAUAGCGAACCCAGCCCAAAAUCGGCUUGAACAUUUGCGAACACUAUUGUAACAGAGAAACUCCUCAACAAGAUUCUGUACUGGAAACCCCUCAAAUAAAUAUAAAUACAUAUUUUUAAAAACCAA